CUCGCGAUCGCCGCGCGUACCUCUCGCAGGAUGCGCUUCACCUUCCUCGCGACGGACGAGUCACUUCCACAAGCCGGUUCGAGAAUCAGUCGUCGAUUCCCGGCCGGAUACACCGGUUACCGCUCGAUCGAUUUAGUGAGAUUCUGGUCGCGAGAAAAUUCGCUCGUAAUAAUAAUCUGCAUCUGGCCGAAAUGCAAUUUACUCGUGAUUGCCGCCGGCGGACUAUUAGUCGGACGUUAACAAAUCAACGGUGAAUUAUGGAGACGGCUUCGCGGCUCGAGCGAUAUUUCCGUUCGCCUUGAGUGGAAACCGAGAAUUACGAGUGCCGCGCAUGAUGUAAACAGCGGACGAAUUCUUUCGUUCUCCCCCCUCGACGGUAUAUCGCGUUAAGUGCUUCCAGACUUCGCGAGCGACCACGAAUCCUAUGAUUCUUGUGCGCAACUCGACGUCGUAAAUUUAUCUGCCACGAGAGAGAGAGAGAGAGAGAGCUGUCUGCUGGAAAUUUCGCUUGUUUUCCAAACGGGCGAGACUCCAACGCGCUACCUUCGCAUCGCGAAUAUGUUCGAAGAAGGAUUCAUUUAAUCGAUACACACUCCAAAUUCCGAGCGCUCGUGUAAACCGUCGUCGGAGAAAAUACUUUCGGCGAAGUGCGCUUGGUUGUCUUAGCCAGGUCGGUGAAAAAAAAAUCGAGGAGAAGACGCUUUCGAGUCGUUGCUCCCUCCUUCACCCGUGGACACUCGUAAUUUACAAGUCCGAGCGAUAUGUGCUCGCGCUUUUCGGGGUGUAAAACGGUUGUGUGCGGAUCUCUCGAGCGGCCGUUUGCGCUGGCGAUUAAUCGCCCCUCCCCCCCCCUCUCUUUCGCGUGUGAACCGUGCAGGAAAUGAGAUGUUCGCUGGCAUGCGACGCGAAACUGAUCGGGUAAUGUAAAUAUUCGCGGGAGUUCACGAUGUCUCGGUCACGGUGAUACAGCGGGCGACUGUUCCGAAUCGCUGCGCCAAAGGUGAAAAAGUCCGGGGGGGCCCGAACGAUCGAUAGUUUUAUCGGGAUCGUGCGCGACCGGUCUGAGGUGGGAAGUGUUAGCACGUGGGGGAAAAAAAGUAUGCAGCUACUUUCCAGCUUCAUGGGCCGCCACACGAAGCGAGGAGCUUCCUUGAAAAAAGGAAAGCGCGAAUCCAUCGGAGGCGGGAAUCCUGUUGGUAAUUGGCCGUCUUCAACGGGGGGUCCGGUCAGGCCCCUUAGCAGUACCGUUGGGUACGGUGCUGCGGCGGGGGGCGCCAACAUGACACCCGAUGAUCCCGCACCUGACGAAGAAUUCGCUCUCGCCGUCGCACAGAAAGCACAGAGAGACGCAGAGGCAAUCCGCACCGUUCUCUAUCUCGGUGCGGCGCUCACGAUCACCUGGAUAAUAGGAGCUGCCGGACUGUCGUUGGCGUGGCUGGUUCUGGUCCUGGCACUGGCGGCGACGGUCGUUAAAGCGAGAGUAUCCCGGCUCCUUCAGACGGAACUGCAGCACGAAUUGGCCAGGUUACGUAGGAGACGGGCGUUGUACAAAGACGAGACCGCCGAGUGGCUCAGUCUGCUCUUCAAUAAAUGGUGGAGAUUCAGCGCCGCCAGUAUAUUUUCCUUAGCGAAGGAACGACUGGAGCCUCUCUUUAAUGAAGCCAAACCCGGUAUACUAGGUCCAUUAGAAUUGCGCGAACUCACCCUCGGCGAGCAGACGCCGUGCAUUACUCGCGUGAGAACUCUCGAUUACUGCAGCGACGAUGAUCUCCCUAAUGGGCAUCUUUCCGGCCAGACUAAACUGUCCAUCGAAGCGGACGUGCGACUGGACUGCGAGCAAUUCCGCAUGCUCAUUACCACGCGGUUAUUUGGUAAAGGCGUCGGGAUGGACAUCGACCUGGCGGUGGAGAAGUUGUCGCUGUCGGGCACGAUCCUCGUCAACCUGAGUCUGAACACGUCGGCACCGUUCCCGCACGCGACCGGGCUCAGCGUAAGUUUCCUGGAGAAGCCGGACGUUUGGUUCAGCGUGAGGAUUCUGCGAGCGGUGCAAAUGAUGGAGGUGCCUCUGAUCAAGACCUGGAUCCACGCGGUGGUCACGGACGCGCUGGCCAGCUGGCUGGUCGAUCCGGGCCACUUGGAGAUGGAUCUGAGGGCGCAAGAGCGGCCCGGUCCCGGACUGGAUUCCGUGAGCAAUACCAUGCCGCAAGGGGUACUCACCAUUGUUCUGUGCCAGAACGGCUGCCCCGCGAACAUCGCCGACGAGGUGAGAUGGCUCGCGGUAACGGUGGGCGAUCAGAGACGAAUCACCUCGAAUUUAAACAACACGUGGACUGAAGACGUGUCCUUCUUGGUCGGGCCGUUGGACAACGAGAGGGUGACGAUCAAGCUGAAAGCGAAACGGCUUGUUAGUACCAUUACCUUAGCGCAGUUCGAGUUAGCGUUGGGAGUUUACGACUGGGAGAACUCGCAGAUCGUCGAGACCGUGUUACAACAGAAGAAACCGUCCCGUAAUAGCGCCAAUAUCCCAAACAUCAACGCGCGGCUGGAAUACACCGCCCUUCCGCACUUGGAUCCCGACUUACCGCAGCCGGAUUUGGCGGUCGAUAAUUUGCAUCUCGCAGGGGUACUAGUGGUUUACAUUCAUUCCGCCGACAAUCUUAACAGCGACGCCGCUCAGUGCAACCCUUACUGCAUGUUGUUCAACAAUCGGAAGAAGGUGAAAACAACGCACUAUAUACGCUCGAACACCUCGCCGAUUUGGGACUGUAGAGCGCAGUUCCUAGUGCAGGAUUACACCCAAGUGUCGCUGAGCUUCGUUAUUUAUUCGUGGAAUAUUUCGAAGUCGGUGGACACGGACAUGCUCGGACUGGCCAUGCUGUCUUUGUCUCAGGAUACGAACUGGAUCGUCAGGAAAGAACUUACGCUCAAUGGUUCCAACAUUGUCUCCACUAUGACGGUCUCCGUUUUGUUUUAUCCCGUCAAGAGCAUACAACAAGUGCUCACUAGCCGUAGGAGCAGCAUGGUUCCAGCCAUGAUAGACGACGAGCCAAAAAUCAAACGGAACAGCCUACCGUGGAUGCAACAAGCUAAGCUGUUAUUGACACACAAAGACGCCGAUCCCGCCGCCUCCGACAUAUCCAGUCUACUCUCCACCGGAAGUGGCUUGAUGGAGGUGACGCUGUUGCGCGCGAAGGAUCUCGUCGCGAAGGAUCUGAACGGCUUCAGCGAUCCUUUCUGCGAAUUGAAGCUGAACAACGAUACCAAGUACAAGAGUAGCAUAAAGAAGAAAACGCUGAAUCCUUGCUGGGAUGAAAGUUCCAUCAUGGGCCUGCCGAGAGUCGGAGAAACUUUAGAUAUCGUAUUAUGGGAUCAUGAUACUUUCGGCAUGAAGGACUACCUCGGGAAAGUAUCAUUGACUCUCGACGAUAUCCGAAAGCUGUCGACCAGCGAUCAGUCCCAUUGGUUCACGCUCAGGGGAACCAAAACGGGAUCUGUCGAGCUUAAAAUUAAGAUCUUGUCGGAGGAAUGUGAGACGCAAAGUACAUACGCGACCAGCAAUAUCAGCGACAAUUCCUCUCGUCUGAACACCGAGCCGGAUUCCUUGUCGAGCAUCGUGCGGAGGCCUUCCAUGGAAAAGUCCAAGAUACGCCUGCACUUGGAUCCGGUGGUACCGCCACCGCCACCGCCGCGCACUGUCACUCUUCUGAAGCCGACCACGUCCGGCCAGUCUGAUAAGGCCAGUGUGACCAGCAAAGAAUCGAACGAGGUGAACGGGACGACGAGCUUCUGGAUUCCGAAGGUCAUCGCGGAAUCCGCCGCGGAUAAUUCCGUUGACGAGGCUGACACGAGCAAAAGCAGGGAGAGGCGGUCCUCUCACCAUAGCCUGACUCCCAGCCCGGAGCAGAGCUUCGGGAAGAAGUUACCGCAGUACAACAGCUUCCGCGUAAUGAAACAGAAGGUGAAGCGGGGCUUGAAGCUUCGUAGAUUCCGGUCGGAAGUGAACAUAGAGGAUAAGAACGAGAACAAGGGUAUCACGUUGAGUCUGGAGCCGAGAGGCGGCGGAGAGGCCGACGCCACGGAACUCCUGUCGGAAUCCGGUCUGGCUCACGCGGUCUCGCAACCAGAUAUGCUGGGCAGGAUAAGGCAGCCCAGUCCGCGGUUAAGAUUGAGACCGAAUGAUCUGAAAAUCGUUAACGGUACUAGAGAGAAGUAUUCCGGAGUGGAAGGGAAGGUUCUUCAAGCGCAAGGCCUUCACGUAGCGCAUAUCGCCCAGUUGUACUGUCGCGUGAAGCUCCAAACGUGCACCAGUCCAGACAAGAUCAUGUCGGCCAAUGGCGGUAAGACCAUCGCUAAAUCGCGACUGUUGCCGGCUAUGCCUAAUCCUCAGUUCAGUAUCGAUUUCCAUAUAGAAGGCGACGGUGUGCCGAGGCAAGCGUUACUUAUAUUUGAGAUCAGAAGCGCCAGCAAGGAAUUGUUGGCCAGUCGGCGUAUAACCCUACACGAAUUGCUAGGAGUUUCCGCGGCUAGCGACGAGAUUCACACGUGGUUGGCGUUGAAUAACGGAGCCUCGUUGGAAGAUAAUUCUACAGAGCUAGGAGAAAUCGAAAAUGUUAGGGUGGUGGUGAGAGUCCGACCUCUGAGCAGCAAGGAGUUGGAUGGCCACUGCAAGAAUAUAAUAGAUGUGGAUGCGCUGAACGGCGAAAUCACUAUAGAAAAUUCGAAUGCGGCGCACGGAGAACCACCGAAAGUCUUUUCCUUCGACGCAGCGUUUGACACGGAUUCUACACAGGUGGACAUUUACAAUGAAACUGCCAGGCCUAUAGUAGACAAGGUACUACAGGGCUACAAUGGAACGAUCUUUGCGUAUGGCCAAACUGGCACCGGCAAGACCUACACCAUGUCGGGCGCUAAAACUUCUCCGCAAGCCAGAGGAAUUAUUCCAAACACAUUUGCGCAGAUCUUCGGGCACAUAGCUAAAGCCGACGAAAAUCAGAAAUUUCUAGUGCGCGCGACGUACUUGGAAAUUUACAAUGAGGAAGUUCGGGACCUUCUUGGUAAGGAUCAGAAUACCCGGCUGGAGGUGAAGGAAAGACCAGACAUCGGAGUGUUCGUGAAGGAUCUUAGCGGAUAUGUCGUGAACAAUGCUGACGAUUUGGACCGCAUAAUGUCCCUGGGCAAUAAGAAUCGCGUCGUCGGGGCAACCGCCAUGAAUGUGUCCAGCUCGAGAUCUCACGCAAUAUUUACGAUCACGGUGGAAUCUAGUCAGAUCGGUGAAGAUGGGGAACAACAUGUAAAAAUGGGGAAGCUUCAUUUGGUGGAUCUAGCCGGAUCAGAGAGACAAAGCAGAACAAAGGCAACCGGGGUGCGACUUCGUGAAGCCACUAAGAUUAACUUAUCACUGUCCACGUUAGGAAACGUAAUAUCCGCACUGGUUGAUGGUCAAAGUUCUCACGUGCCUUACAGAAAUUCCAAACUGACCAGGUUGCUUCAGGACUCACUGGGUGGAAAUUCGAAAACGUUGAUGUGCGCGAACAUCAGUCCGGCAGACGUAAAUUACGAUGAGACUAUAAGUACUCUGCGCUAUGCGAAUCGCGCGAAAAAUAUCAAGAACCGCGCGAGAAUCAACGAGGACCCGAAGGACGCUCUGCUCCGUCAAUUUCAAGUUGAGAUCGAGCAGUUGCGCAAACAACUGGAGGAGAACGGUGCGGAGCUCUCGGAGUCCGAGGAAGAGUCGGACGAUUCGGAGGAGUUGAGGGAGAAGACGAAGCGUGACAGGAAAGUCCGACGCAGGAGGAGUCAAAUGCUGACAAUGGAGGAGUUGGAGGACGGUGACACAGACUCGACGGAGAAAGUCGAUAAGGCCGAGAGAGAUGACAAGAGCCCCGUGGACAAGGACGUCAUUGAACUGAAGAGGACCCAGAGCGAGAAAGAAGCACUCCGGGAAAAGAUGCAAAAUCUGCAGAACAAAAUACUAGUAGGCGGCGAGAAUCUGUUGGAGAAGGCAGAGGCGCAGGAGCAAUUGCUGGCAGCGGCGGCGAUCGAGCUCGAGCAGCGGAAAAGCAGGGAGGAGCAACUGAAGAAGGCUAUCAAGGCGAAGGAGGCCGAGCGCAUCGACAUCGAAGAAAAGUACUCCUCGCUGCAGGAGGAAGCGGCCGGGAAAACGAAGAAAUUGGCGCGGGUGUACACGAUGCUGAUGUCCGUCAAGGCGGAGUUGUCCGACCUGCAGCAGGAGCACCAAAGGGAGAUGGAAGGCCUUCUGGAGGGCGUGCGGGGAAUCGGUAGAGAACUGCAGCUGCAGAAUCUGAUUGUAAAUCAUUACAUUCCCGUGCAGUAUCAGACAAUGAUCAAGAGGUAUGUUCAUUGGAACGAGGAUAUUGGCGAAUGGCAGCUGAAAUGCGUGGCGUACACGGGGAAUAACAUGCGUAAAGCGCAGACCGCGUCGCCGACAGGAAAUAAUAAAGACGCAACUCCGCCGGACAUGUCAAAUAUAUAUCUCUCUUACAACACUGGAAUAGACAAUACAUUCGUGCAACCGAAGAAAGUGAGAAGCCGUUCCGGUGUACCCAGGCCAACCACGGCGCAUCGACGUACACCGCACUGAGGACGCAGAUCCUCGGCCACUCAAUGUCACGGGGGAGGAGGUUUAUCUUUUCUCACACUUUUGUAGAUCUUUUUUUAGUUUCGGACGCAUCCGCGACU
Molecule: messenger RNA, 6699 nt
Organism: Dinoponera quadriceps
Lineage: Eukaryota; Metazoa; Arthropoda; Insecta; Hymenoptera; Formicidae
Gene: Klp64D
Product: kinesin-like protein KIF3A
Exons: 27
Coding region: 1100-6601 (1833 amino acids)
Biological process (GO): microtubule-based movement
Molecular function (GO): microtubule motor activity; microtubule binding; ATP binding
Source: RefSeq, a predicted model, not a curated record